AUGGCCCGUACUAAACAAACCGCUCGUAAAUCCACUGGUGCUAAAGUCCCACGUAAGCAUCUUUCAAACAAGUCCGCCUCCAAGUAUCCCUCCAACAACGCUGCCGGUCUCAAAAAGACCCAUCGUUUCCGUCCAGGUACCGUCGCACUCCGUGAAAUCCGUCGUUACCAAAAGACCACAGAGUUGCUCAUCAAGAAGUUGCCCUUCCAACGUCUUGUAAGAGAGAUUGCCCAAGAGUUCAAGACUGAUCUUCGUUUCCAAGCCGCUGCCAUUCAAGCCCUCCAAGAAGCCUCUGAAUCCUACCUUGUCGGUCUUUUCGAAGACACCAAUUUAUGUGCCAUCCAUGCCAAGCGUGUCACUAUCAUGGUCAAGGAUGUCCAACUCGCCAAGAGAAUCCGUGGUGAACGUUCUUAA
This is a messenger RNA of Cavenderia fasciculata, 414 nucleotides long. RefSeq names its product histone H3 (gene H3b). Gene Ontology annotation, molecular function: protein heterodimerization activity; DNA binding; structural constituent of chromatin. Lineage: Eukaryota; Evosea; Eumycetozoa; Acytosteliales; Cavenderiaceae. The transcript has a single exon. Bases 1 to 414 code for a protein of 137 amino acids. Gene Ontology annotation, cellular component: nucleosome. The record is from RefSeq and is a predicted model, not a curated record.